Molecule: messenger RNA, 1351 nt
Organism: Salmo salar (Atlantic salmon)
Lineage: Eukaryota; Metazoa; Chordata; Actinopteri; Salmoniformes; Salmonidae
Source: RefSeq, a predicted model, not a curated record
CUGAGUGGACUAAAGAUGGGGGAGCAAGAUGGUUGGCUGGAGGCUAACAGUGGAGAUUGGAUGGCCAUCUUGGAUUCCCAGACGAGUACAGCCAAGGGCUCCAGGGAUGACAACAACAAGCCAGCCUGGACCAGAGGCGACAUAGUGGCGGCCAGUGGAUGGGACAGCGUCCUCAACUCUGGGCUAGGGAGCAUUGUUCAACAUAACCAGAAACUGACAGUUGAACACAAAACAACAUCUAAACUUAAUCUCCAUGACAACAUACUGGUUGAGACCAGGGCGAGGCGUAGAUUUGGUCCGCGAGGACGUGUCUGUAUGAGAACAGACACAGACUCAGCUAGCGAUGCUCCGUCCUGCUCCUAUAGUUGUGAUUCAGAGAGACUGAUGGGGCCUCAGGUUGACCCACUAACAGAUGCUGCCUUCAGCCUGCCUUCUAUAGGAUCUAUCAACUUGAACAUGGACCCUGCGACAACACAGACACUCCCUGGCCUUCGUCCUCCUCACACUCUCCUAAUGUUAAACCAGACCUCACACAAUGCCAGUGCCUCAACACUGUCCACAAGUCCAUUGACAAAUGACAGUAAUAGAAGUAACGCUAUCAGCAGAUCCAGUGGCAAAGAGAAGCGCUUCCCGUGUUCGUUCUGUGGGAAAGCCUUCAGUUUCCCCAAACAGAUGGAGAUCCACCAGAGGAUGCACACAGGGGAGAAACCAUUUGGCUGCCAGCUGUGCCGGGCCAGUUUCUCUCAAUCAUCCAACCUGAAGAGGCACCAGAGAGUCCACACAGGGGAGAAACCCUACAGCUGCCCCCAGUGUGAGAAGAGGUUCUCCCGCCAGCACCAGCUGAAGAUGCACCUGAAGGUUCAUACAGGAGAGAGGCCGUUUGCCUGUACACACUGUGGGAAGAGGUUCUCAGAGAGGAGCUAUCUCAGGAUACACCAGCAGAAAAUGCACACGGCCCUUGUAUAGUAAUAUGUAAUGUAGUACUAGUUUAGUUAAUUCUGUUGUAAUGGAUGUAUCGGGAACUGGAUGAGGUGAACUGAGGAAAGAAUGAGUAUGAUGAGGCUGAGUAGAUGAUAUGAUGGAUGGUGUAAAAAUGCUUCACUGAUGAAGAGCGACAAACUUUGUGUCUUUAGGUGUUUUAUAGUGAUAGUGCCUUAAUUCAUGAAGUAUUGAAGCUGUGUGUAAUGUUGAACCAUUUACCAAGUAUUCUAUAGUUACUUUCGUCAAAACGAAGGUACUAUAUUUACAGAAAAGGUCAAUUGUGAGAAGUUAUUCUACUUGUCAUGUAUUGUUUUGUGCAAUAAAUGUGAUUGUAAUGCUAUUUGUAUAAAAUAAAACUAAAUUGACUCUG